This is a messenger RNA of Plasmodium vinckei vinckei, 519 nucleotides long. RefSeq names its product transcription initiation factor IIA subunit 1, putative. Bases 1 to 519 code for a protein of 172 amino acids. Gene Ontology annotation, biological process: transcription initiation at RNA polymerase II promoter. The transcript has 5 exons. Gene Ontology annotation, cellular component: transcription factor TFIIA complex. The record is from RefSeq and is a predicted model, not a curated record. Lineage: Eukaryota; Apicomplexa; Aconoidasida; Haemosporida; Plasmodiidae.
AUGUCUUUACUAAAAGAUCAAUAUCUAGAAGAGGUUAACAAAAGAAUUAUUGAUAGUACUAUAAAAAAAUGUAGCAAAUUUUACAACGUUCGAAUUCUUGAAGCUAUUAAAAUAAGAUGGUUAAAAAUUUAUGAACAAAAAUUAAAAAACAUGAACAGUUCUAUGGAUAACACAAAUGAAAAUAUUGAGGACAAAAAUAAAAAUCAAACCAAUAACGAUUUCGAUGAAGACGAAUUUGAGGAUGCUGAAGUGGAUGAAAAGCAAAUUGCAGACUUUUCUGACCAUGAAGAUGAAAAUGAUGAAGAAUUGAAUGACUUAGACGAUGUUUCGAUAAGUGAUCUAAGCGAUGUAGACCCCCCAACAAAUAAUGUUAUUGUUGCCAUAUCAGAAAAGAUAUCAAAACCAUGUGGAAGAAGAAAUGCUAACAACAACUGGAAAAUUAAACUAAAAGGGGGACUGAUGAAGGUGGAUGGAAAAGAAAUGUUUUUUCGAAGUUUACAAGGAGACCUUGAAUUUUGA